Messenger RNA from Callithrix jacchus (white-tufted-ear marmoset), 1390 nucleotides. RefSeq names its product C1q and TNF related 9 (gene C1QTNF9). Gene Ontology annotation, molecular function: protein binding. NCBI's taxonomy places the organism in Eukaryota, Metazoa, Chordata, Mammalia, Primates, Cebidae. The record is from RefSeq and is a predicted model, not a curated record.
UAGCUGGCCCUUGAUUCCUGGUUUGCACAGUUCCUGGGUCCAGCCUGCAGUAGUCCUGAGGUUCAGAGUGGUUCCAAUCACAAGUGUUACCUUCCAAGGACGGCGUCUUUCUGAUUAUAACCAGCUUGUUCUGCUGCCAGGCUUCUGUCCUGCCCUGCCCUGAGCCUUCUGUCCAAGUCUGCCCAGUUCAGAGUCUGUCAUCUGAACCAUGAGGAUCUGGUGGCUUCUGCUUGCCAUUGGAAUCUGCACAGGGGGCAUAAACUCACAGGACACGUGCAGGCAAGGGCACCCUGGCAUCCCUGGGAACCCUGGUCACAAUGGUCUACCUGGAAGAGAUGGACGAGACGGAGCAAAGGGUGACAAAGGGGAUGCAGGAGAACCGGGACAUCCCGGCAGCCCAGGGAAGGACGGGACGAGUGGAGAGAAGGGAGAACGAGGAGCAGAUGGAAAAGUUGAAGCAAAAGGCAUCAAAGGUGAUCAAGGCUCAAGAGGGUCACCAGGAAAACAUGGGCCCAAGGGGCUUGCAGGCCCCAUGGGAGAGAAAGGCCUCCGAGGAGAGACAGGGCCUCAGGGGCAGAAGGGGAAUAAGGGUGACGUGGGUCCCACUGGUCCUGAGGGGCCAAGAGGCAACACUGGGUCUUUGGGCCCAACUGGUUUACCGGGCCCCAUGGGCCCUAUUGGAAAGCCUGGACCCAAGGGAGAGGCUGGACCCAUGGGGCCCCAGGGUGAGCCAGGAGUCCGGGGAAUAAGAGGCUGGAAAGGGGAUCGAGGAGAGAAAGGGAAAAUCGGUGAGACUCUAGUCUUGCCAAAAAGCGCUUUCACGGUGGGGCUCACUGUGCUGAGCAAGUUUCCUUCUUCAGAUGUGCCCAUUAAAUUUGAUAAGAUCCUGUUUAAUGAAUUCAAGCAUUAUGACAUAGCAACGGGGAAAUUCACCUGCCACAUUGCGGGGGUCUAUUACUUCACCUACCACAUCACCGUUUUCUCCAGGAACGUUCAGGUGUCUUUGGUCAAAAAUGGAAUAAAAAUACUGCACACCAAAGACGCUUACAUGAGCUCUGAGGACCAGGCCUCAGGCGGCAUUGUCCUGCAGCUGAAGCUCGGGGAUGAGGUGUGGCUGCAGGUGACAGGAGGAGAGAGGUUCAAUGGCUUGUUUGCCGAUGAGGACGAUGACACGACUUUCACAGGGUUCCUUCUGUUCAGCAGCCCGUGACAGAGGAGAGUUUAUAAAUCCGCCACACCAUCCAUCGGAAUCAGCUUGGUGACAAACUUCAUCUGAUGAUUUUACUUUAUUAAUUCCUCCAAUUAUUGCAAGAAUUAUAAAUGGAAAAGUUAUUCCUAAAAUUGACUCUGUGUAGCUUACUAUCUCUCCAGGAGUAAAUGUUUAAAAUAA